AUGUCUGAAUUCCAAGAAAAUUUAACAAAAAAAUUUAUUAACAAAUUAACUGAUUGUUUAAAAGAAAACAAGUUUGAAGAAGCUUUAAAUUUGUUUGAAGGUAGUAAUUAUGAUAAUAUCAUUAAAGAGUCUUCAUGGGACAUUGUACCAAUUGUAUCAUCCCAUCUUACUACAGAAAAUGUAAAAUGUAAUGAAGAUUUAAUUGUAUGUUGUACAACAAUAUUAAAUGCUAUAAUAGAAAAAUGUAGCCCUUCUGAAACAGUAUUGGAGCUUUUAGAACAAGUGGAAGGUCCAGAGGAUGACAUAAAGUUUUGUGUAAUAUUAAGUGUACUUAGUAAAUGUCUUUCUAAACUGAAUGAUAAAGUAAAAGCCAUAGAAUGGUGUAUUAGUACAAUAAGGUCUUACAUUGAUAGUCUACCAGUACCAGUAAACGAGUCUGAAAGCAAUACUGAUACUAUAAAUAAAAUAAAAAAUGUUUAUAAUGCAGUUAUGUUAUUUUUGGAUCCAUUAGUAGAUGAAGCAUCAUUAAAAAAAUCACAAAAUUGUGUCACAUUAAGAGAUUAUCUUGCCAGCAUUUUAAUUUUUCUAAUGGGAAGACCAUUAUGUUAUCUUCAAGAAAAACAAUUACAAUCACAUUUAGAAGAACCUUUACCUGCGAAAAUUGUAACACUUGAGAGUCAAGUAACUGCAGACAUGCUUUGGCCUCUAAAUAUUGCAAGAAUAAGAAAUAAAAAAACCAAGUUCAAGAAAAGAAAUGUGGAGGAGAAAUGUUCUAAUCUUAAAGUGAUACUUUUUGAAUUAAAUGAGAAUAUACCAGAUUUGGCAUAUGCUAACUUCUACUUUUAUGUUAUCACAAAACCACAUUUGUGGGAAAAAGUACCACAAGUAUAUGAUUCACAAUACAUCUUCCAAGAAUGUAUAUAUCUUGUCAUUAAAUUACUUCAAGAACAAAAAUGUGUUAUAAAAGGUAUAAAUUUUAUGGAUCAUCUUUUAAAAAAAGUAACAAGACGUACUUUAACAUCACAAUUUUUGGAAUUGGAUAUUUAUUUAGAGUUGUUUGAUGCACUUGUUAAAGUAAUGGUCUAUUGUGAUAGUGAUAAAGAGAGAAAAAAAGCUUUAAAUGUGUUUCAAGAAUACAUUGAAAUGUUUAACAUGCAAGCCAGAUAUUUCAUUAUUUUACAUUUAUAUCAAACUAGUGAACACUCAGGUUUGCUUAGUUUAACUACAGGAAUAUUCAAAGCUUCUAUCAUUGAAUGCCUUGAAGCAACACCUCCCAUUCCUUAUUUUUUGGGAAAUAAUCUAGAAUCAUUGAUCAAAUUGGCAUGUAAAUUACCACAUGGUAGUGCAUCAGAUUUGGUAGAAUUAUCUGAUGAAGUAAUUACAAGCUUAAAUCUUUUAAGAUUUCUACUUAUCAGAGAUAAACACAACCAAACUGGAAUUUGGAAUCUAAUGGAUAAACUCCAAAAUGAUUUCUUAAAACCAUUGAGAGAAGGAAUAGAUAUAUGCAGAGUACAUUGGAGGGUGAAAAUAAAGGAUUUAGAAGAGCAAAAGAAAAUGCACAAAAUAAGUGAAGAUAUAGAAUUAGAAAAGAGUGAUGCUGAAGUGACAUUAACUGUAGGGGGUGAAAAAUUACCAGCAAUGCCAGUUCCAGAAAAAAUUUCAUUUUGUUAUCAAGCAGUAAAUGGUCUUGAUCUAAUGGAAAGCAUUUUGAUUAGAGUCAAUGAAUGUAUUGCUAAUAAUCCUCUUGAACAAUAA
This is a messenger RNA of Habropoda laboriosa, 1755 nucleotides long. RefSeq names its product glomulin. The record is from RefSeq and is a predicted model, not a curated record. Gene Ontology annotation, cellular component: cytoplasm. The coding region runs from base 1 to 1755 and encodes 584 amino acids. The transcript has a single exon. Gene Ontology annotation, molecular function: ubiquitin-protein transferase inhibitor activity. NCBI's taxonomy places the organism in Eukaryota, Metazoa, Arthropoda, Insecta, Hymenoptera, Apidae.